This is a messenger RNA of Pseudoliparis swirei, 2186 nucleotides long. RefSeq names its product nucleoporin 85 (gene nup85). Gene Ontology annotation, molecular function: structural constituent of nuclear pore. Gene Ontology annotation, cellular component: nuclear pore outer ring. Lineage: Eukaryota; Metazoa; Chordata; Actinopteri; Perciformes; Liparidae. The transcript is spliced from 19 exons. Bases 92 to 2053 code for a protein of 653 amino acids. The record is from RefSeq and is a predicted model, not a curated record. Gene Ontology annotation, biological process: mRNA export from nucleus; positive regulation of DNA-templated transcription; protein import into nucleus.
CAGCGCUGGACCUGUAGUUCAUGUGCUUCAGUCUUUAUAGCGGAAUAGUUAGUCAUUCAAUAUUCUAUCGUAUCAAUAAUAUUGCUCUCUGAUGGAGGAGGUAGACGUGGAGCCGGCAGUCACAAAUAUUCCUGCAGCAAGUGAUGCGAAGCAUUUGGGAUUUGCAUGGGGUCCAGGUGAUAUCCUUGUGUAUGAGACCCUCUACAAAGCGUCAGCAGGUGCUCAAGGAUCAGGCUGCUCCUUCAUCCAUGAAGUCAGGAAAGAUGAGGAUAUAUAUUCCCCCAAUUUACGCAAACUCUUCAAUGAGUCACAUCACAUCUUUGUUGGCCUGCAGACGAUUAGAGAGGAUCUCCCCAGCAAGAACAAAAAACCACAAUUUGUCAGCAUCAGUAAAAACUAUAGAUCUGUGAUACGAGCCUGUAUGGAGGAGCUUCAGCAAGUUGCAGUUUCUACAAAAGAUGCAGAAGUAGCCACGCAAUAUGGAAAUCAGGUGUCCAUUCUGUUGGCCAUAGAACUGAUCUGGAAUCUGUGUGAAGUGCUGUUCAUUGAUGCUGCUCCUGCGGGUUCCCUGUUGCUCCACCUCCUCGACUGGGUACGGUUACACAAGGCUGAUGUGGACGAGAAGGCCACAGAAGUUCUGCAAAGUGAGAGCCCUGCAGAGCACCACGACUACUGGGAUGUGGUGGUGAGUUAUGUGCUGCAGGGCCGGUUGGAAGAAGCCAGACAGAUGCUGGUGAAGCAGGCCACGCUGCACCCUGCUGCCAGGAGCAUGUACAAGCUGAUGGACAGUUUGCUCAGCAAGAUGCCAUUCUACAAUCCGGGUGGCACCCAGACGCUGACAGAUUUUGAUGUGAAGUGGAGACACUGGCACGGCGAGGUGAACCGCUGCCUGCAGGACAACUCGUUUGCCAGCAACCAACACCUGGAGGUCAUCUGCAAGAUCAUAGUGGGGGAUGAAGACACGCUGCUGGAGCACAAGGAGCUACUGAGCACCUGGUACCACUUCCUGGUCACUCGGCUGCUCUUCAGCCACCCCACAGUCAAACCCAUGGAGUUACAUUACUAUGCACAGUCAUGUAUGACGAUGUUUCUAGACGCUAGGAGCGUCCCGGAGCCCCUGGACAACAUCUUACUGGCUGCCUUUGAAUUUGACAUCCAUCAGGUCAUCAAGGAAUGCAGCAUUGCUCUCAACAACUGGUGGUUUGUGGCCCAUUUGACGGAUCUGUUGGAUCAUUGCAAACUCCUUCAGUCUCACAAUCUACACUUUGGCUCCAACUUGAGGGAGUUUCUCCUGUUAGAAUAUGCUUCUGGUCUCUUCACUCAUCACAGCCUGUGGCAGUUGGCCGUGGACUACUUUGACCACUGCCCCGAGUUUGGCCGCAUCUACCUGGAGCUGCAGAUUGAGCAUAUUCCUUUAGACACAGAGCGCAAAGCCCUCAAGGUGCUCAGGAUCUGUGAGCAGAGGCAAAUGUCCGAGCAAGUGCGGAGUAUCUGUAAGAUCAUGGCUAUGCGAGCCCUGAGGAACAACAGGCUGGGCUCUGCUCUCUCCUGGAGCAUCAGGGCCAAAGAUGCUGCCUUUGCCACGCUCAUUUCAGAGAGGUUUCUACAGGAUUACUGCACCAGAGGGACCUUCUCUGACUUGGACCUGAUAGACAACUUGGGUCCAGCAAUGCUGCUCAGCGACAGGCUCACUUUCCUCGGAAAGUAUCGUGAGUUCCACAAGCUUUACGGAGAGAAGCGCUUCAGCGAGGCGGCCAAGCUGCUCCUCUCCCUCAUGGUGGCCAAGAUCGCCCCCCGGAGCUUCUGGAUGACUCUGCUGACCGACGCCCUGCCGCUGCUGGAGCAGAAAGAGGUGAUCUUCUCAGCAGACCAGACCCAUGAGCUGAUGUUCUGCUUAGAGGAGCUCACCUCCUCCCUCAGCCACUCGGCUCCCGGCACGGACAAGUCCACGCAGGAUGACGACAUCGAGCUGACCAAAGUGGAGCUACUGAGACUCGCCCUGGCCAGGAAUCUGGCCAUGGCUAUUAUCAAAGAGGGAACUAUUGACGCAUGAAUGGUGACUUGAAGAAAAAGCUCUUUUGCAUUUUUGUAUUGUAUAUAAAAUUCAAGUAAUCAAAAUGUGUUAUUUGAUAAAAAAAACUUGUUUCAUUGUUUGUUGUAAAAAUAAACUCACACAUCCAUUGAAA